Molecule: messenger RNA, 612 nt
Organism: Diatraea saccharalis (sugarcane borer)
Lineage: Eukaryota; Metazoa; Arthropoda; Insecta; Lepidoptera; Crambidae
Source: the annotation of a GenBank genome assembly
AUGAUAAUAGAGCCAAAGACAGCAUUGCAAUUAGAAACACAGUUUAUUAUAAAAUCACUUCGACGAGACAGCAGCAACGAACGGGGAGCUUGCUUAGUACAACUAAUAUACACAGUUCUAAACUCAGGAGCGCAUACACCGCUCGCUUUAACUGUAGAGCUCGAUAUACAACCAUCGAAAACGCAGCAAUGCAAUGCCCUGAGAGCGUUGAUGUUUAGGAUACAACUGAUGUUAUGCUGCAGGGAAUCCGAAACGCAGUCAUCGGCCGGUUGGAAAACGCUUUCAUCGGUAUUUAAAUAUGCCGUAGUGACAAAAAACGACACAAAACUGAUUGCCGCUCUGACGUCACAACCAUGGACUCAUACUUUGAUAAGUUUCCAACUAACGCAAGAUAUAACACUGGAAUUUCUAACAUUCACCCAAAACUGGUUGACACUAUUAAAAAUAACUAUGCAGAGGACUCAACAUGAGAAUAAAAGAUAUUUUAGCAAGGACAGCCUUCUUGUUAAAACAAUGUCAUCUCUGAAUAAGAAUGUCGUAGUUAAAGACAAUGAUGAUAUGGCUGAAGUGAAACAGAAGAUUUUAACUAUGGUCAAACAGAUUUUAGAAUAA